Coprinopsis cinerea okayama7#130 is the source of this 1221-nucleotide messenger RNA. RefSeq names its product elongation factor-2 kinase. The transcript is spliced from 6 exons. Gene Ontology annotation, biological process: peptidyl-threonine phosphorylation. Bases 1 to 1221 code for a protein of 406 amino acids. Lineage: Eukaryota; Fungi; Basidiomycota; Agaricomycetes; Agaricales; Psathyrellaceae. The record is from RefSeq and is a predicted model, not a curated record. Gene Ontology annotation, molecular function: protein serine/threonine kinase activity. Gene Ontology annotation, cellular component: cytoplasm.
AUGGUCACUGUCAACCCCAACUCCAAUUCUAAUCCCCAGCCAGAGAAACCUCAGGACGAGGGUAUGACGGUCGAGCCUGGGCCAAAGGACGCGCCAGCACCAAAGCGCCCAUUAGAUAUCGUCUUUCUCCAAGAUGCCACAGGAAGUCAAGGCCCAUACAUCCAAUCUGCAGUGAAGGCAAUCCACUCCAUAUGCCAAAAAAUCUCUCAAUCCCCCGCGCUUGGGGGCGGCGAUUCCGGAUCUGCUCCCACAGAAUCCAUCCGCUUUGGUCUGAUUGCGUUCCGCGACCAUCCACCCCAGGAUCGCAGCUAUGUCACCAAGAACUUUGGGUUCACGAGCAACGUCGACGAGGUGAAGAAACAUCUCAGCGGUCUCAUCGCCUCUGGAGGUGGGGAUGGGCCCGAGGCGUCCACUGCUGCGCUAGCAGAAGCGUUGAAUAUGGAAUGGAAGGAGAACGCCGUCAAGAUCGUAGUGUUGAUCACGGAUGCACCUCCGCACGGGCUCGGGGAGGUUGGAGAUGGGUUUCCCAAUGGAUCCCCUGACCAGAACGACCCACUCUCCAUUGCAAGGCAGAUGGCCGAACACGGAAUUUCACUGUACAUCAUCGCCUGCGAGCCAUCGUUGAGCAAAUACAAACACGCUGUGGACUUCUACCGGGCGCUCACCCAAAUCACCAGUGGCCGCAUGGUCCCACUCGUUCACGCCGAGCAGUUGGGCGACUACAUCGUUGGCUCUGCUAUCGAAACCCUCGAAACGGAACACCUAAUCGGCCAAUUCGAAAAGGUUAUUCUCGAAGACGUGUACGGACAGGGCAAGUCCGUCGAAGAAGUCAUGGAAAGCGUCCAGAACGAGCUGAACAAGAGGAAUGUGCAGCUGAACACGUUGAGUGUGGAGGAUAUCUAUAAGCCAUCGGAAGUGGCAGAAAAGAACGUCAGCACCUGGGCGCAGGCAUUCUCCUUGAGUACCGCAAGGGAGAACGUGCAAGAGGUCAGCGGUUCCAGAGUGCGCGAAUCCUACAUUCCCGGUCGGGCCGUUCCCGGUCGGUCGGCAGCCCCAGCUCAAAGGCAGCAAGUACAAAUGCAACAGCAGCAGGUCGACAAAGGCCAGGCCAAACGAAUGGUGAUGCAAAGCUUGAUGAGAAACGCAGAAGUGGGAGCUGGAGGUAUCCUCAAACCCAGAGGAGCGUACGCACACAAGGGGCCUACCUCUUUCAACAUCUGA